AUGGAUCUACAGCAGCUCGCGCAGAUGCUGCCGCCGGAGAUGGUUGGCUGCAUUGACAAGAUGCCGCCGGAGCUUUUGGAAAAAAUGAUGCACGAAGUGCAGUCAAAACUUCCAAAGUCCGACGAAGUGGGGGACGAAGAGAAGCAGCUUGUCUACAUUGAGCUUCUGAAGAGCUGCUGUUCCUCCGAGGUGGUUGCUGACUUCGAAGAACUGCGAGGUGAAGCCAGGGCGAAGAUGUUGCAGGCACUGCAAGUGUCCGUGGAGGAGACUGCGCGGCAGCUGAUGGAGGAGAGUUUGAUGGGCCCCAAGAAACGAAAUGAAUCUGCGGAGACGGGCUGCCCAAUCCUGCGGGCGCUAAGACUGUUUUGGACCUGCGACAUACCACCUCAGACGAUCCAGACGCUGAAGUAUAAGCUUCUGCCCUCUUGGGGCUGCAGGAAGCCCAGGCACAUGCAGCUGUGGCGGCAUGAGCAGCUGAGAGAGCGCAGCCGGAAGCUGAACAAAACCAGUUUCUUGCAGCUAAGCACCAACUCCACCGUGGUGAAGCCUGGAGGGUCAUCCGCGCGGGAUUGGGCGUCUUUAAGGCCCGUGGCGGCCGAGAGUCUGAAGCUCUUCGAAGUCGCCAAGGGCUGUGUUCUGGUGGGCCGACUCGUGACGGAUCCCGACGCACAGGUCGGCAUCACCACGCUGCUGGAGGAUUCCGCCGGGCAGUUGACUCAGCUGGGCUUGUACAACCAGCUGCCUGGCGGGGCAGUGGGAUCUGAUGCGCUGAUGCUGGCGGACAAAAUGUUCCCCAAGGGCGCCACGCUGAGAAUCGCGGAGCCCUUCAUGAAGGUUUUCCGCGACGGCAACCGCGGGGUGCGGGUGGACAGCCCCCACGACCUCCGUGUGGAGCCGCGUGUGUCGAGCGGGAAGGAGAGCCGAGAGGCGGGGAGGCAGCGCGGCAACGCGCUCUUUGGGGCUGGGCAGUUCCAGGCGGCUUUGACCGCCUACUGGCAGGCCUUGCGCUGCUGCGAGGACGUGGCAGUGCUCUUCUCCAAUCGUGCGCAGGCGUAUCUGAAGCAGGAGCAUUGGCUGGAGGCUUUGCGAGACAGCAGUGCCGGGUUGCUGCUGCAGCCGAGGAAUGCCAAGCACUGGCAGCGCUAUGCUGGUGCCUUGGCGGGUGCUGGGUGGCCCCGCCUGUCGGUGGCUUCGGCGGCUGUCUCGGCUUCGGGGUUGGAAGGUGCUGACCUGCCGGAUGUUGCGGAGGUGCGGCAGGUGCUGCGUAAGGAACAGGGCAACGCGGCCUACCGGGCCAAAUGCUACUCCAAGGCAGUGGCCCUCUACACUGAUGCUUUGGAUGCCCACCCUGAUGCCUCGGAGGUGGCGAAACUGCUCAGCAACCUGGCGCUGUGCUCGAUUCGGACCGGCAUGUUGCAUGAUGCAGUGGCCACGGCAGGCUCCUGCCUGCGGCUGACGGACUCGGCCAAAGCGAGGCGGCACUUGGGACAGGCCCUGGCGCUGCUUGGGGAGUUGGAGCUGGCAGGAGCUGUGCUCGGCUCGAAUUCCAAGGAUGCUCUCGCAGAGGAGAUCCGCGUCAUGCGGCAGCACCUUCAGCAAGGCUUCCCCACAGAGCUGAUGGCUGUGGCGGCGGCGGAGCGUUGCUGGAGCACAUCGUUCCUGGUGGACUGGGUGGCACCGGACACGUUGAGGCUGUGCCACAUUGAGGGCAAGGGACGGGGUCUUCGUUCCACCCGCGACAUCCGGAGAGGCGAAACCUUGAUGCUCCAGCGGCCUCGCGCCUUUGCCUCGGCGGACGUGGAGGAGGGCCAACUGGUGACGUCGCUGGACUACGAAAAGCGGAUGGUGUCCGACACCUCCAAGGUGAAGAUGAUUUCGCAGGUCACCUUUGCUGCCAGCCUCGACAUGCCCCUGGCCCGCGUGCUGUCCCAUCUCGACGACGGGAGCGGUGCAAGGCGGGAAGUGGUGGACUUCGCCGAGUUUCUUCACCGGCUGAGCCCUGUGGUGUGCCGUUGCUGCUCCAACAGCCCGAGUUUGUUCCCAGAUGGGAGCGGCUAG
Effrenium voratum is the source of this 2058-nucleotide messenger RNA. Lineage: Eukaryota; Dinophyceae; Suessiales; Symbiodiniaceae. The record is from the annotation of a GenBank genome assembly.